Eucalyptus grandis is the source of this 3099-nucleotide messenger RNA. Its product is annotated as putative calcium-transporting ATPase 13, plasma membrane-type. The record is from RefSeq and is a predicted model, not a curated record. Gene Ontology annotation, cellular component: intracellular membrane-bounded organelle; membrane. The transcript is spliced from 3 exons. Bases 1 to 3099 code for a protein of 1032 amino acids. Lineage: Eukaryota; Viridiplantae; Streptophyta; Magnoliopsida; Myrtales; Myrtaceae. Gene Ontology annotation, molecular function: P-type calcium transporter activity; ATP hydrolysis activity; ATP binding. Gene Ontology annotation, biological process: calcium ion transmembrane transport.
AUGACGAGCAUUCUCCGUGGUGGCAGCUCCAUCCCCCAUUAUGAGGUCUCUCUCCCCUUGCUCACUAUGUACAAGUUUGCCCAGCGAUGGCGUUUGGCCUUCGCAGCCAUCUAUUGCUCCCGAGCCCUCCUCGCUGCCUCUAUUGAUCAGUCACAGCUCGGAACGCUCACUCCUUCCUGCACUUCGAUUUCGAUCCCCGAUGAGGCUCUGACUUUCCAGAUUGAUCAGUCACAGCUCACCAGGCUGGUCAAUGACAAGAACCUCAACUGCCUCAGAGAAUUCGGCGGCAUCAACAGAGUCGCCUCCGCCCUUGAAACUGAUGUCUCUGAUGGAAUUAGCGGUGAACAGGAUGACAUCACUCGCAGGCAAAACACAUUCGGCGUCAACAAAUUCAAGCGGCCCACCGAGGGCUUCUUCCACUUUUUGCUCCAGGCUUUUAAGGACCUCACGCACCUGACUCUUCUUGUUUGCGCUGGGCUUUCGCCCGGGCUUGCGAUCAAGGAGAAGGGGGUCAAGGAAGGCAGCUACAGCGGCGGGAGCCCAAUCUUCGCAGUUUUCUUUGUGAUCAUGGUGUCCGCUGUGAGCAAAUACCACCAGAACCGGCAGUUCCAUAAAUUGCGUGGGGCUAGCGCUAAUAUUCUCAUCCAUGUGAUAAGAAAGGGUCGGCAGCAGCAAGUGUCCAGAUCCAAGAUAGUCGUCGGAGAUGUCAUUUGUCUGAAGAUCGGCGAUCAAGUCCCGGCAGACGGUCUGUUCAUAGGCGGCCAUUCCUUGCAGGUUGACGAAUCAAUCAUGACCGGGGAGAGUGAUCCCAUAGAAGUGAACAGCAUUGAGAAUCCAUUCCUGUUCUCCAGAACAAAGGUCGCUCAUGGGGAUGCUCGGAUGCUGGUCACAUCGGUCGGGAUGAACACAAUGUGGGGCGAGAUGAUGAGUUCAAUCAACCGUUGCAGCAGCGAGCAGACCCCUUUACAGGCUCAGCUCAACAAGCUCACCUCGUCGAUUAGCAAAGUUGGCUUGGCAGUCAAUUUUCUGGUUCUUGUGGACCUGUUAAUUCGCUACUUCACGGGAACAAAGCAGGAUGAGAAAAGGAAACCGGGAGUCGUUCAAGGCCAAAAAAUGGAUGACAAUAUCAUAAAAUCCGUGGGGAACAUCAUAGAAACCACAGUGACAGUCGUGGGGGUCGCAAUUCCUGAAGGCUUGCCGCUUGCGGUAACUCUCACUCUUGCUUAUUCGAUGAAGAGGAUGAUGGCGGAUCAGGUGAUGGUGAGGAAGCUUUGGGCCUUUGAGAAGAUGGCGUUGGCCACCACUAUUUGCACUGACAAGACCGGCACUCUGACGAACCAAAUGGAGGUGACGAAAUUCUGUGUCGGCCAAGACUCCGUGGCAGAAAACACGUACUACUCUGCCUCCAAGUAUGUCCUGGAUCUUAUUCAGGAUGGGGUCGCUUUGAACACCGCAGGCAGCGUCUACAAGCCAACAUCAGGACCGAAGUACAAUUUCUCCGGUAGUCCCAUCGAGAAAGCGAUUCUUUCCUGGGCAGUUUCGCAGUUGAGCAUGGACACGGAGGAGACAAAGAAGAGAUGUAAAGUUAUCCAAGUCGAAGCCUUCAAUUCGCAGAACAAAAGAAGCGGUGUCCUAAUAAAGAAGAGCGGGGACGACAAAUUCCAUGUGCACUGGAAAGGAGCGGCAGAGAUGGUCUUGGCGAUGUGCUCGUGCUUCUACGAUGGGUCGGGGAUAGAGAGAGAUCUGGACGAAGAUAAAAGGGCAAGAUGCGAGCAGAUUAUUCAGGGGAUGGCAGAAAGCAGCCUCACUUGCAUCGCUUUUGCUCAUAAACAAGUCCCCGAGGAAGCGGCCAAAGAAAGAGAAGAUGGGAAGAAGAUCCAAGAGGACGGCCUGACAUUACUAGGACUUGUUGGUAUUAACAACCUGUGUCGUCCCGACGUGAAGAGCGCGGUCCAAGCUUGUCAGGAGGCGGGAGUAAACAUUAAGAUGAUAACAGGAGACAACAUCAUCACUGCUAAGGCCAUUGCCGUGGAGUGCGGGAUUCUCAAGCCCGGGGACGACAACGAGACUAUCAUGGAAGGAGAUAAGUUCCGCAGCUACACGCCUGAGGAGAGGCUUUUGAGAGUCGAGAAAAUCCGGGUCAUAGCCAGAUCUUUGCCUUCUGAUAAGCUCCUCAUGGUUGAAUGCCUGAAGCAGAAAGGCCAUGUGGUCGCCAUCACGGGGGAUGGCACGAACGAUGCACUGGCCCUCAAGAAAGCCGACAUCGGGAUCUCAAUGGGCAUCCAAGAAACUGAGUUCACCGAAGAGAGCUCGGACAUCAUCAUCCUCAAUGGCAACUUCGCCUCCGUGGCGAAGUUGUUGCAGUGGAGUCGAUGCGUCUACGAUAACAUCCAGAAGUUCAUUCAGUUCCAGCUCACGGUAAAUGUCGCCGGCCUUCUAUUCAACUUCGUGGCCGUGGUCUCCUCCGGUGACGUCCCUUUGACGGCCAUCCAGCUCAUAUGGGUGAACCUGAUCAUGGACAUACUUGGCGCCUUUGCCCUGUCCACAGAGCGGCCCACCAAGGAGCUCAUGGAAAAGCCCCCCGUGGGCCUAACGGAGCCGCUCAUCACCAACGUCAUGUGGGGGAAUCUGGUGGGACAAGCAAUUUACCAAGUGGCCAUCCUCCUGACUCUACAAUUCAAGGGCAAAUCGAUUUUCGGCGUGGAUAAGGCAAUGAAGCGGACGUUGAUGUUCAACACGUUCGUGCUGUGCCAAGUCUUCAAUGAGUUCAAUGCGAGGAAGCUCAAGAAGAAGAACGUGUUCGGGGGCAUACACAAGAACAAGCUGUUCCUCGGGAUCAUCUUUGUGACGAUGGUCCUCCAAGUGGUGAUGGUCGAGUUCCUAAAGCGGUUCGCCGGCACGGAGCGGUUGAGCUGGGGACAAUGGGGCACAUGUCUCGGGAUCGCAGCCGUGUCUUGGCCAAUCGGUUGGGUCGUCAAGUGCAUCCCGAUCCCUGAUACGCCAAUCUUUAGCUACUUGGGAUCGAAAAGCAAGAAGCUCGUGAGGAAAAUCGUGCACAGACAAUACUUUAUUGGGUUUAGGAACCAUAAUCGGAUUUAA